Messenger RNA from Polistes canadensis, 1119 nucleotides. It is a transcript of the gene Pfdn6, whose product is annotated as prefoldin subunit 6. Gene Ontology annotation, molecular function: protein-folding chaperone binding. Gene Ontology annotation, biological process: chaperone-mediated protein complex assembly; protein folding. Bases 501 to 896 code for a protein of 131 amino acids. The transcript has 5 exons. NCBI's taxonomy places the organism in Eukaryota, Metazoa, Arthropoda, Insecta, Hymenoptera, Vespidae. The record is from RefSeq and is a predicted model, not a curated record. Gene Ontology annotation, cellular component: prefoldin complex; cytoplasm.
UAUUCACAAUAAACUAAGAGGGGACACCAUACUUUGAUACUGACGUUUCCCAUUUCUACCGUCAGAGUGCAUUGUGCGUGCCUUCUUGUGGUAUUAUCGUAGAGCGUUUUAAUUCGUCCAUGAACGUGUUGAAACGACAACGUGAUUGGUUCGUACGGCGCACCAAUAAAAAUAUUAUAAUAACUACUAGCGCCACCGUUUCUUUUUAUUUUCCUUAAAUAUUCUCUUCUCUGUUACUUUUAUGUUUUCAUUCGUUACUUGGAUCCUUCCUGUUUAAUAAGGAUAAAAACAUAGUUUUGUGCCUUGUAUAUUUAGUCAUAGCAUCAAGAUUAAUUGGUACAUGCGAAUAGUGUGGGUGUUAAACGAAGGCAGCGCUUUCGUAGAAUCAUUGCUUAAGGAAAGAAACAGCGUGCUAAUUUAGACAACGUUAACUAAUUUUAGAAAUAUUCAUUCUACUUCGAGUUAAAGGAAUACUUAUAUCUAAUUUUAAACAUAGCAAUAUGAAAAUGGUAGAAGAAAUUCAGAAAAAGCUUCAAGCUGAAAUAGAUAAAUUUAAUCAAGUUCAAAAAGAUUACAAUAAAGCACUUCGUACAAGACAAAUACUUGAUGGACAAUUGAAUGAAAAUAUUGCUGUUAAAAAGGAGUUGGACCUCCUCAAGUCUGAAGAUGAAGUUUAUAAAUUAAUCGGACCAUGUUUAAUAAAACAAUACUUAGAUGAAGCUAAACAAAAUGUUUCUAAACGUAUGGACUAUAUUUCGUCCGAAUUGAGCCGCACGGAAGAAUUAAUAGCCACUUUGGACAAAAAGCAAGAUGCUCAUAGGGAAACUCUAGAAAAAUUGCAGCAAAUGUUCCAGCAAGCUCAAGUCAAAGCAUCGUUAGCUGGAACGAAAGCAUAAUAUGGUGUUUAUUUUAGCUUGACAAUACGUUUACUGAUUUAUUGAUUAGUAAUACUAAAAAAAGAAAACGAUUUCUCAUAUUUGUAAUUAAGCAAAUUGUUAUUUAUAAACCUCUAAAUUAAUAAUAAUUGUUCUUAAAAAUAAUGUAUGAUAAUAUUUAUCGUAAAAUUUUUCUUAUAUGUAACAUCAAAUGAAAAUUAUAAUUAUGUAAUUACUCAGACCA